AUGUCGAAUACACAUAUAUCUUCAUCAUUUUUGGCAGCAACUGAAAUUGUUACAAUUCAAAUGACAUAUUAUGGACCAAUUAUUCUUUUAACUAUUGGGAUAUUUGGUUGUUUAUGUAAUUUUUUAACAUUUACAUCACGACAAUUACGUGAAAAUUCUUGUGCAUUUUACUUUCUUUGUUCAGCUAUAUUUGAAUUUUUAUCCAUUACAUUUGGACUUAGUACUCGUUUAGCUGCUGAUCAUUUCGGUUAUAAUUUACAAAAUAGAAAUCGAAUGUUUUGUAAAUUUCGUGCAUAUUAUGUUUCCAGUAUACCAUUAAUUGCCACUUAUUUUAUAUUAUUAUCAGCUAUUGAUCGAUACAUGUCAUCCUCAGCUGAUGUUUAUUUACGUUCAUUUAGUAAAAUAAAAGUAGCUUAUCGUAAUGUUAUAAUUUUUAUUAUUAUUGGUUUAAUAUCUUGUUCUCAUAUUCUUAUUUCAUAUGAUCUUCGACCAAAAUGUGCAACUUCACCUGGUAUUUAUGCUGUAUUUGAUAGUAUGUUUGUUAUAUUAUGGCUUGGACUUAUUCCUCAUAUCUUAAUGUUAACAUUUGGUUUUCUUACUUUAACAAAUAUAAGACGAACGAGACAGCGAAGAAUAGUUAAAGCACAAAUUAAAAAUAUCAAUAUUAAUCAAAAUCAAUAUCGAAAAAAUUAUAAAACAGAUAGACAAUUGAUUUUAAUGAUGUUAGUUCAAAUUGGUCUAAGUUCAUUAUUAAGUUUAACUCGAAUGAUUUAUUAUGCAUAUUAUAUUCAUGGACCACUAUUUACUGGUGAUAAUAAAGUGAUAGGAUCAUUUUUAAUGUCAUUGACUACACUGCUCUAUUAUACUAAUUAUGUAAAAUCAUUUUAUAUUUAUACAUUAACAAGUCAGUUAUUUCGAUCAAUUUUUAUACAAAGAAUAAAAGAAUGUAUUCAGAAAAGAUUUGAAUUAAAUACGCCGAUAAUAAUGAUUGAUUAA
Messenger RNA from Rotaria sp. Silwood2, 996 nucleotides. The record is from the annotation of a GenBank genome assembly. NCBI's taxonomy places the organism in Eukaryota, Metazoa, Rotifera, Eurotatoria, Philodinida, Philodinidae.